Saccostrea cuccullata (small rock oyster) is the source of this 872-nucleotide messenger RNA. Its product is annotated as fibroleukin-like. The annotation marks the transcript as partial. The record is from RefSeq and is a predicted model, not a curated record. The transcript is spliced from 5 exons. Lineage: Eukaryota; Metazoa; Mollusca; Bivalvia; Ostreida; Ostreidae.
GUGACGGUAUGUUAGACACAGGUGAUUCUACUAAAGAUCUGUCCGGGAUGUACUUCACCACCCACGACAGGGAUAACGACAGAGCUGGUGGUAACUGUGCUGGCUGGGGAGGAGGCUGGUGGUUUAACUUCUGCCAUAACGCCUUCCUGAACGGCCCAUGGUACCCGGGACACUGGAUCGAUCCGUGGUCUCCUACAGUGAGGGAUGGGAAUGUUCGGCCGAUGGAUUGUAGAAGUUUACUUGCUGACGGCUAUACUGUGUCCUGUGUUUAUAAGGUUUAUCCCUCCUACAACAGUCCAGUGGAUGUUUACUGUGAUAUGGAUAUAAAAGAUGGAGGUUGGACGGUUAUACAGAAGCGUGUUGACGGAUCAACGGAUUUCGACAGAACUUGGAAUGAGUACAAAGAAGGUUUUGGUUCUGUUCAUUCGUCUUACUGGAUAGGAAAUGACAUCAUUCAUCAAUUAACCAAGAACAGGCCAUCCCUGUACGUGUCCAUUACUCUGACCAAUGGGACCAAUCUAUUUCAACAAUACGGGACGUUCUCUGUAAACAACGAGACAGACAACUACAGACUUUACCUUGCUGGUCCGACAGAGGGGACCUUAGGAGAUAGUAUGUUAGACACAGGUAACCCUAUUGACCUCGAUCUGUCUGGGAUGAACUUCUCCACACCAGACAGGGAUAACGACAGGUGGAGUAAUGGUAACUGUGCUGCUGUCAGUCACACUAGAGGGGGAUGGUGGUUUAAUUGGUGUGGUUACGCCUUCCUAAACGGUCCCUGGUCCCCAGCGUACUGGUACAAACCAUGGUGGCCUACACUGGCUGAUGGAAGUCAGAUAACAGAGACUGUCAUGAUGAUAAAAACACACUAA